AUGCUGUCCGCUUUUCCAUUUCUCACGCCCGAAGAAUUCAAUUGCGCCUGUCAGAAAUUUGCCGAACGCGCGCGGAGCUGCACGGUCGCCCAAGCUGAGGGAAAAUGGUCCUCGAGCAACCCUCUCAGCCUCAAAAUUAGUAAAUAUGUCGAGGUCCAAGCUCCUGCAUCGGAGGAUGCAGAUCUACACGAACCAUCGAAGCGUCUAGCUCCGGCUACAUUUACACCUGCUUCCCUACAGGCUCAAGCACAAGCACAGAAUGAUGAAGGAGAAGAAGAAGAGCAGGAAGAUUCGGAAGCGCUGAUUCGCAUCAAUGUCCAACCGAUUCUGCAACUGGAUUAUGAUAUCGUGCUGUCCCCGACGUACCGAGUCCCCGUCUUGUAUUUCACGCUUCGGUGGCACAAUUACCCGGGCCCUGUAGGCCUCAACGCCGUCUACCAGUACGUGGUUCCGGAGCAGUACAGGCAACAGUUGCAGAGUGUGGGUGUCAUGGGAGGGAUCAGUUUUGGCUAUCAUCCGGAGUCUGGUACCCCGGCCUUUUUUGUCCACCCGUGCAACACUGCGGAUGCCAUGACACAUGUCGCACAUGAACGAGGCAUCACGGGCGAAACUUAUCUUCUCGUCUGGCUCGGCCUCGUAGGUCAAUCCGUGAACCUGCACGUUCCCCGCGAGAUCGCCCUUGGGAUUGAAACCAGCCCAAGGCAAUGA
Molecule: messenger RNA, 708 nt
Organism: Penicillium oxalicum
Lineage: Eukaryota; Fungi; Ascomycota; Eurotiomycetes; Eurotiales; Aspergillaceae
Product: ATG3/ATG10 family protein
Exons: 4
Coding region: 1-708 (235 amino acids)
Biological process (GO): protein modification by small protein conjugation; protein lipidation; macroautophagy
Cellular component (GO): intracellular anatomical structure
Molecular function (GO): Atg12 transferase activity
Source: RefSeq, a predicted model, not a curated record